CCCAUCUACCCCAUUCAUCUUUACCUUCGUCAGUCGCCGCCCUCACACAAUCGGUCAGAAAUGUCGUCGUACAACGUGCGCUUUGCCCCUGGCGCCGAGCCCUCUGCAUCAUCCACCAAGCCGGCCACACCAGAUGUAUGUCAGGCAGGCAGGCAGGGAGGCAGGGAGGGAGGGAGCAGAUCAGACACACAGAAGACACAGAUCCACUCACACUGUCUGUCUGUCUGUGCAGUAUUCGAUUCAGAAUCUGGCGCCGCCGAGCAUGAGUGGCCGCAAGGUGGGUGUGCUGGGCAGCACCCCCAUCAAGGGCCGGUGGAGCGGCAUCUCGAGUGUGAGCAGCACCUCCAAGGUCAGCAGCUUCAUGCUCAACCGCCUCUUCACCCUGCCCGACGAGGAAGACAUGCAAGACCUCGAGGUACCUGCAGGGUGGUCGCAACGCUGCCCUCCACUGCCCCCCAACCACGACUGUCCUUUGUUGCCUGUUGUCUGCUGACUCUGUCAUCAGAAUGACCCCAGGCAGGUGGUGCUGACCGAGGGCAAACUCCCAGACCGAGUCAAAAACGUCGAGGUGAGAGGGGCUGAGAGGGCCGGAGGGAGAUGACGAGGUGAAGUGGUCUGUAUGUAUGCGAUUGUGUGUGCCUGGAUGGAUGGCUGCAUGCAGUAUGCUGUGCGGGGCAAGGUGCUGUACAAGUCGUGGGAGAUCAACAAGCAGCUCAAGGACGACCCAGGCACGCAACCCAACGCAACAGCCAGACAGCCAUCCAUGGUGACUGGUGGCGCUGUGCCCGUGUGUGUGUGUGUGUGUGUUGGUCUGUCUGGUCAGGCUCUCUCCCCUUCACCGAGGUCACCCGGUGCAACAUCGGCAACCCACAGGCCGUUGGCCAGACACCCAUCACAUACAUCAAGAAGGUAAGCUACCACUUUACACACACACACAUGCCACACAGAAUCCGCCGUAUGCCUGCCUGUCUGUGUGUUGGGUUCAUCAGUUUGCCUCAGUGCUGGUUGACCCCUCUCUGCUGGACGACUUCCCCGACCGAUACCCCUCGGACAUCGCGGACAAGGCGAGGAAGGUGCUCAGCGAAUUCCCAAAGUUUGGCGCAUACUCGGAGAGCAAAGGUGUGUGGUCGGUGACACUUGACACUCAGAAUGAAGAGCCUCUGUAUGCGUGUGUGCAGGCAUCAAGUUUUUUCGUGAGGUGGCUGCCGAGUGGAUGACGGAGAGGGACGGCUACCCCACCGACCCAGAAGACAUCAUCUACACCAAUGGUACACACACACGCAGAGAGAGAGAGACAGAGAGGGAGAGGCACCCUGUCAUGUCAUCAGGUGCGAGCAUGGCGAUUCGGACGGUGCUGGAGCUGUUGGUCGACGGCUACGACACCGGGAUCCUCAUUCCGUACGAAGACAUACAUGCGCACACCACAAGGCAGAGCCAGAACCACAAACAUGCCUGUGCCUUGUCCACAUCUGCCCACACAGCAUCCCCCAGUACCCGCUGUACACGGCAUCCCUCGUCAGGCUCGGCGCACGACCCAUCGGAUACUACCUACAGGCACCGAAACGAUCCACAUACACACACAGCAACAGCCACACUCGCAUGGUAGCAACUAUGGCUGUCUGUGUUGUGUUGAUUGUGUGUGCAGGAGGAGAAGAAUUGGGGUCUGUCGGUGUCCGAUCUGCAGGAGGCGUUGGAGGACGCCAGGGAGAACGGCGUCAAGGUCAUGGGCCUGGUCGUCAUCAACCCCUCCAAUCCCACCGGCACCGUACUCACACGACAAGAGAUGGAAGAGGUCAGUCAUCAGCGCAGUCACGGCAGCCACAUGCACUCAAAUGCUCAUCUGGGGUGUCCGUCUGUGUCUGUUUGUGCGUGUGUGUGUGUCAGAUUGUCCGCUUCUGCGAGAAGAACCGUCUGGUGAUCCUGGCGGACGAGGUCUACCAGGAGAACAUCUACAGCGACGAGAAGCCAUUCAUCUCAUUCAGAAAGGUAGCUCAGCUAGCUACACAAUGAAAUGAGCCUUCUCCCUCCCCCGCUGCGGUCACACGCCUGCCUGCCUGCCUGACUGCGUAGGUUGCGGCGGACCUCAACGUGUCCAUCGAGGUGUUUUCCUUCCACUCGGCCAGCAAGGGCAUCAAGGGCAACUGCGGCUUCAGGGGCGGCAUGGUGCACUGCAUGAACCUCGACAACGACGUCAUGGCCCAGCUCUACAAGCUGUUCAGCCUCUCGCUGUGUGCCAACACGGUGGGCCAGGCCAUCAUGGCGGCCCAGCUGACCCCCCCGAAGCCCUUCGACCCCUCAUACGCACAAUACGAAAAGGAACGGUCGGUGAGAAUGCACGCUGCCGAGAGAGGGCAAUGGUGACCUGUCGGUUUCUCUCUGUGCGCCAACACGGUGUCCCAUGCCUUAAGGAGUGCCAUUUUUGACUCGUUGAAGCGCAAGGCCAAGCUCGUGUCGGAGAAACUCAACACAGUCGAGGGCUACUCAUGCCAGGUGAGCCCCCCAUCCCCCACACACACCUCUCGACCCAUCUGUGUGUGUAUCUGUGCAUCCAUCCAUCGAUCCAUCAGCCUGUUGAGGGCGCCAUGUAUGCCUUUCCGAGGUUCGAGCUGCCCGACAAGGCCAUCGCGGCAGCGGACGAGGAGGGUCAGAAGCCCGACCUGUUUUACUGCCUGCGGCUGCUGGAGCGGACGGGCGUGGUGGCGGUGCCUGGGUCGGGGUUCGGGCAGAGGGAGGGCACCUACCACUACAGACUCACCAUACUGCCAGAGGUAUCUAUUAUGUUUGCCAGGAGAGAUGCACCCGUGGGUGGAUGUGUGUUGAUGCAUGUGUUGUGUGUUAUGUGCGUCAGGAGUCCAAGUUUGAGGGCAUGUUGGACCGCAUUAAGGCGUUCCACGAAGACUUCAUAAAGGAGUUCUCCUGAGUGAGUGAAUGGAUGCCUACAAGUGUGUGUGUCUGCACUAGGCUGGUCUGAGUGAGUGGAUUGCAUGGCUGCAGCCAUAUAUACGCACAAGCCAGCACUGGCAGGCCCCUUUUUCGGCUU
Messenger RNA from Vitrella brassicaformis, 3040 nucleotides. The record is from the annotation of a GenBank genome assembly. NCBI's taxonomy places the organism in Eukaryota, Vitrellaceae.